UGUGUUCAGGAUGGAGUAAUGUGGAAUGUCCAUUGUUGGAGGAGAUGAGCAUACAUGAAUGUUCAAGCUUAAAGAAUAUCUUUGCCACACAGACACGUGAACACAGUUGAUGAGCUUCAUACACCUUUUCUUUAUAAGAUGUUUCCAAAUUUGGAAAAAUUUUCGUUAGACAAGAAGUCUACCAUAACCAUACUUGGAUUUCAAUUUCCAACAGGCUUCUUUUCCAAAGUAAAAGUUCUUGAAUUGAGUUUCUUUCUAAACAAAUAUCAUGUUCCUUUGUUUAGUUUACUUCCAAUAUUCCCCAAUCUCGAAAGAUUUGAAGUUCUUGAUUCUUCUCUCAAUGAACUACUUCCAUUUGAAGGACUGGUUGGUGACCAAGAAGAUAUCACUACAAUCCCACAAAUAAGAGCUUUAACUCUUAAAAAUCUUCCUGGUUUGAAGCAUAUAUGGAACCCAGAUGGCCAACUGCAUGACCCAUUAUUUCAGUCUCUUGAGACUCCUAAGAUAAAGUCUUGUGCAGAUUUGAUUGUUUUGGCACCAACCUCUGUGUCUUUGGGAAAUCUGAAAACUCUCAAAGUAUAUGGAUGCAACACAUUGGCAAAUAUUUUUACAUCAGCCGCAGCCAAAAGUAUGGUACAACUUGAAACAUUGAUUGUAAGAUCUUGCAAUAUGUUGAUCGAAAUAAUAGGAGGUGUUCAAGAGGAUGGAUCAACUGAUGAGAUUGUUUUCAGUAAAAUGAAUGUUACCCAUUCUGGAGGAGUUUGUUCUGAGUGA
Manihot esculenta (cassava) is the source of this 774-nucleotide messenger RNA. RefSeq lists its product as uncharacterized. The record is from RefSeq and is a predicted model, not a curated record. The transcript has 2 exons. NCBI's taxonomy places the organism in Eukaryota, Viridiplantae, Streptophyta, Magnoliopsida, Malpighiales, Euphorbiaceae. Bases 139 to 774 code for a protein of 211 amino acids.